Molecule: messenger RNA, 2310 nt
Organism: Juglans regia (Persian walnut)
Lineage: Eukaryota; Viridiplantae; Streptophyta; Magnoliopsida; Fagales; Juglandaceae
Product: F-box/LRR-repeat protein 14-like
Exons: 16
Coding region: 249-1985 (578 amino acids)
Biological process (GO): SCF-dependent proteasomal ubiquitin-dependent protein catabolic process
Cellular component (GO): SCF ubiquitin ligase complex
Molecular function (GO): protein binding
Source: RefSeq, a predicted model, not a curated record
CCGCCUCGGCCUUACGCAACCCGGCACUUUUUCAGUCCCCGCCUCACUCUUCCUGCUGCUUCUUUCUUCUCUCUCUCUCUCUCUGUCUCUCUCCAGAAAGAAAACCACCCAGAGACGUGUUGAUCAUCGGUUAUUGAUCAUGAUGAGGAUGAAGAUGAAUGUAUGCUUUCAUUUUUUAUAAUUCAAUGGAUUAAGCAGUGUUCUGCCGCAGUUUUUGUGACUUGUAUUGAUUACGAGACAUUUUCGCAAUGGGGGGAGCUUGUUCUAGGAAGAGAGACCAGGUAGACAAUGAAGACGGUUUACUUAGAGGGCCAUCUGGAAGAUAUUGUAAAAGCGGGAGCUCGAAGUGGUUGGCAACUUCAUUUUUGCGGCCUGCUAUAGAUAUUCAACUGGGUAGAGGAAAAUGCCCAUCACUUAUGGACUUGUGUAUACAUAAAAUAUGUGAGGACAUUGAUAGGUAUGGAACCUUUUCUUUGCUCCCAAGGGAUAUUAGUCAGCAGAUCUUUAAUAAAUUGGUGUAUUGCCAACUUCUGACUGAUGUUUCUCUGGAAGCUUUUCGAGAUUGUGCUCUUCAGGAUCUUUACUUGGGAGAAUACCCCGGGGUGAAUGAUAAUUGGAUGGAUGUGAUCUCUUCACAGGGGUCAUCUUUGCUUUCUGUUGAUCUAUCUGGUUCUGAAGUUACUGAUACUGGGUUGCUUCAUCUCAAAGAUUGCACAAAUCUUCAAGCCUUAUAUUUUAAUUGUUGUGACCAAAUUUCCAACCGUGGGCUGGAAUACCUUAGUGGUCUUUCAAACUUGACAAGCCUGAGUUUUAGAAGAAACAAUGCAAUUACUGCUAAGGGAAUGAGUGCCUUUUCCAGUUUAGUUAACUUGGUCAAGUUGGACCUGGAGAGAUGUCUUGAGAUUCAUGGUGGGCUUGUUCAUCUCAAAGGUUUAAAAAAGUUGGAGUGUCUCAAUCUCAAGUGCUGUAAUUGCAUUACAGAUGAUGACAUGAAGCCUCUCUCUGGGCUUAUCAACUUGAAAGGACUGGAGAUUUCAUGCAGCAAGGUAUCUGAUAUCGGCAUUACUUUCUUGAAAGGGCUGUGCAAGCUUUCUAUGUUGAACUUGGAGAGAUGCCGGGUUACUGCUGCAUGCUUGGACUCUCUUUCAGCUCCUUCUGCCCUGUUAUAUUUGAAUCUUAAUGGAUGUAAUCUAUCUGAUGAUGGGUGUGAGAAGUUUUCCCGAUUUAGGAACUUAAAAGUGUUAAACUUGGGGUUCAAUGACAUCUCAGAUGGGUGCUUGGUGCACUUGAAAGGUCUGACAACUUUGGAAAGCUUGAACUUGGACUCGUGUAGGAUCGGUGAUGAAGGGCUGGUUAACUUGACAGGCCUGCGACAACUGAAAUGCUUGGUGUUAUCUGAUACUGAAGUUGGAAGUAAUGGACUUCGCCAUCUAUCUGGUUUGACCAAUCUGGAGAGUUUAAAUUUAUCAUUCACUGUCAUUACUGAUGGAGGUUUAAGAAAAUUGGCUGGACUCUCAUCACUCAAAUCACUCAAUUUGGAUGUUCGCCAUAUCACAGAUGCUGGACUUGCAGCUCUUACCAGUUUGACUGGAUUAACUCAUCUUGAUCUUUUUGGAGCUCGUAUUACAGAUGCUGGAACAAACCAUCUGCGAAACUUCAAGAACCUGAGGUCCCUGGAAAUAUGUGGUGGUGGACUGACAGAUACUGGUGUCAAGAAUAUCAAGGAUCUUUCGUCCCUGAUGGUGCUCAAUCUUUCACAAAACUCCAACCUGACAGAUAAAACCUUGGAGUUGAUUUCUGGCUUGACAGGAUUGGUCUCUUUGAAUGUUUCAAAUUCUCGCAUCACCAGUACAGGACUGCGCCAUUUGAAAACUCUGAAGAAUUUGAAAUCACUAACAAUGGAGGCCUGCAAGGUGACAGCAAAUGAUAUUAAGAAGCUACAGUCAACUGAUCUGCCUAAUCUGGUGAGCUUCCGUCCAGAGUAACCAUGGCAACCUUCGGUGUUGGGGGUAGCUAUGUAUAUAAAAAUAACAUUGAGGUAAGAGGAGACGUUUGAGGUACAGCACAUAUGGUUAAACAUGAAGGGGAUUAAGGAAGUAAGCAAUCUAGGAAUUAUCCCAAUGCUGUGUGAAGGCAUUCUUUUGAAUCAAAUGUGGUGCAAAAGAAAAUGUAGAUAAAAAGCUUCCUUGGCAUGGGUCUCUUGUCUCAGACGCUAUUUUCAUCCGUGGUUUGGUUUUUGUACAUAUCAUGUGCCUGGUAUCGUAUCGCACCAAAUUUAUUGACAUAUAAAUAAAUAUCUAUUAAAAUCUC